AUAAUGAUUGUCUUACGUUUAAAGAAUCACGCUGUAUAUAUAUAUAUGUUAUAACGACAUGACUACAUUGCUACUCAGCUAGCAAAACUAGGUAACAGUUAAUAUUUAACACGCGUUCAAUACACUAGGAUUAGGAUACCGAAACGCGGCUACGUUAACAGAAUAAUUUUGAAGAAUACAAUUAAUUAAUAUUAAAAAAUGUUUGGUGGGAUUGGUUUAUAUACAAAAUUCUACAUACUAUUUCAGAUUAUUGGACUAACACUAAUAUAUUUUGUAUACUAUUGGAUUGUUCAAUAUCGGGGAGGAUUUAGUUUUACCGAACCAAAAAUAAUAUUUAACUGGCACCCAUUAUUGAUGACGAUCGCAUUCGUUUAUUUAUUUGCAAAUGCUAUUCUUCAUUAUCGUACAUUUCCGAAUAAUACGAAAAAAAAAUUAAAAAAACAACAUUCACUUAUUCAUGGUUGUAUAUUAAUCCUUAUUGUAAUUGCUGGAUUUGCUGCUUUUGUUUCACACCAAUAUAGUGUACCUAAAAUUCCUCAUUUGUAUUCUUUACACAGUUGGUUAGGAAUUAUCACUAUUUUAAUGUUCCUAUCCCAGUUUAUUAGUGGACUCUGGUGUUUCUUGUAUCCCGGAGUAGCUGCCCAACAUAGAGAAACUUUGGCACCUUAUCACGUAUUUUUUGGCAUUUCCAUUUUCACUUUAGCAAUUGCAACUGCUGUACUAGGAUUCUGUGAAAAAAUUAUUUUUUCUCUAAGUAAUAAAUACAAACUGUUUCCGGCAGAAGGUGUGCUUGGAAAUAUUUUGGGAAUUUUUUGUGUAUUUUACUGUGUACUAGUGGUUUAUAUGAUUACCAAACCUGAAUUCAAGAGACGUCCUAAAUUAGAAUAUGAAACUUUACUCAAAUAAACUUUUAGAUAAUGUAUAAGUUUUAAGGUUUUGUGUUUUGUAUCUCCAUCAAAGAUGUUGACUGAACUUUAAAAUUAUAACAAAAAUUAUUAUUUGAAAUUA
Molecule: messenger RNA, 1008 nt
Organism: Rhopalosiphum maidis (corn leaf aphid)
Lineage: Eukaryota; Metazoa; Arthropoda; Insecta; Hemiptera; Aphididae
Product: cytochrome b561-like
Exons: 6
Coding region: 199-906 (235 amino acids)
Molecular function (GO): oxidoreductase activity
Source: RefSeq, a predicted model, not a curated record